Molecule: messenger RNA, 1448 nt
Organism: Prionailurus viverrinus (fishing cat)
Lineage: Eukaryota; Metazoa; Chordata; Mammalia; Carnivora; Felidae
Gene: MMACHC
Product: metabolism of cobalamin associated C
Exons: 4
Coding region: 116-964 (282 amino acids)
Biological process (GO): cobalamin metabolic process
Cellular component (GO): cytoplasm
Molecular function (GO): FAD binding; cyanocobalamin reductase (cyanide-eliminating) (NADP+) activity; demethylase activity
Source: RefSeq, a predicted model, not a curated record
CCGCUGCUGAUCCCAGUGGUUCUUGGGAAAUGGAGUCCAAGCUACCUUGAAACUUAACGGCCCAGGUUAUCCUUGAGACUCCAUUCCCCAGCAAGGUCUGCGCGUUGCGUGCGCUAUGGAGCUGCAAGUCGCAGAACUGAAGCAGAAGAUCGAAGACACAUUGUGCCCUUUUGGCUUCGAGGUUUACCCCUUCCAGGUGGCAUGGUAUAAUGCACUCCUGCCUCCAGCCUUCCACCUACCCCUGCCAGGACCUACCCUGGCCUUCCUGGUACUCAGCACACCUGCCAUGUUUGACCGGGCCCUCAAACCCUUCCUGCAGAGUUGCCAUCUCCGACCACUGACUGACCCUGUGGACCAGUGUGUAGCCUACCACUUGGGCCGUGUUAGAAAGAACCUCCCAGAGUUGCAAAUGGAAGUCAUCGCUGACUACGAGGUACACCCCAAUCGGCGCCCCAAGAUUCUGGCCCAGACUGCAGCCCAUGUGGCAGGGGCUGCUUACUACUACCAACGGAAGGAUGUGGAGGCUGACCCCUGGGGGACCCAGCACAUAUCAGGUGUGUGCAUACAUCCCCGAUACGGAGGCUGGUUUGCCAUCCGAGGAGUAAUGCUGCUGCCAGGAAUAGAGGUGCCAGAUCUGCCACCCACAAAGCCCCUGGACUGUGUACCUACAAGAGCUGCCCGAAUCACCCUGCUUGAAGGCUUUAAUUUCCACUGGCGUGACUGGACAUACCGGGAUGCUGUAACACCACAGGAGCGUUACUCAGAAGAACAGAAGGCUUACUUUUCUACUCCACCUGCCCAACGCUUAGCUUUGUUGGGCUUGGCCCAGCCCUCAGAAGAUCCUAGCUCUGCAUCACCUGAGCUUCCUUUUACCACACUCCCACCCAAGAAGCCCCAGAAUCCCAGCAGAGCCCGAGGCUGGCUCAGCCCCAGUAUCUCACCACCUGCAUCCCCUGGCCCUUGAUAUCCUCCCUCCUCUGAGAUCCCUAUUUAUAAGUGGUACUUGGCUCUAGAACUCCUUUGGCUUUGGCAAGGCCAGAUAUUUUGGGCACAAUAUUUUUGUUUAAACAGGCUUCAUGCCCAGUGUGGAGCCCAACAUUGGGCUAGAACUCACGAUCCUGAGAUCAAGACAUGAGCUGAGAUCUAGAGUUGGAUGCUUAACCAAAGGAGCCACCCCAGGUGCCUGGGUACAAUAUUUUUGAUACAAGGAUUGUAAUAGAGCUCUUCAGUGAAGAUAACAAAGCUCAGAAAAAUUUAGUCAAAAGAAGUGAAAGACAAGACAGAUCCAGAAUUCCCACCUUAAAAUACAGGAUUAUUCCUUUCCAUUUCUCUCCAGUGCUCCAAGAUCCUACUUGUUACAGAGCCUAAAAGGCAAUCAUCUCCUACCUAACGGCACCUGCCUCACAGGCUUGUUGUGGGGAAUAAACACAUGCAAAGCAUUUUUGAAA